UCAUAAACGCGAGACGUAGGAUAGUCCAACCAAUGAUCGACCAAUCAAAUAGAGCAGUGUUCUACCCGUCAGUGUUCCCGCACGCCGGUCCCAGCGGCGCGUACAGCCCCGAGGCGACCAUGGGCUACAUGAUGGACGGGCAGCAGAUGAUGCACAGGCCGCCCACAGACCCCGCCUUCCACCAGGGCUACGCGCACUACCCGGCCGAGUAUUACGGACACCACCUCUAAUGCACCGAGCAUCUUUGUACAUAUAUGAAUACAAGUCACACCCUCCGACUCCCGGUGGUGACGAGGGUCGUGAGCAUCCAGCACACGAUACAGAGAGGCCGCGCGCGACACCGACGCGGCAACAACGCGACGGCGACACGCCACACUUACAGGAGAACUAUGCUAAAAUAUGUAAAUAAAUAAAUAAAUAAAGGAUAACGUAAACGCGAAACAUUUUGUAAUAUUUGAAACAGUAUACGAUCUCCUAAAUUAAGAUAAAAGUCAACUGUAAUAUUAAAAAUUAACGAGAGAAAAAAAAAACAUCUUUGUAAAUGUAAACUUGAAGUGACAUGGACGCUGAUUGGUGCGGCACACCUCGGGAGGUUUCACCAUCGCGGGAACUGCGAGGAGUCGACGUCUGUAACAAUAAUGUGGUUUCAUAGUUAUCUUAUAAAUAUUUAUAGCUAAAUGUGUAUUGUUAUUACGUAAAUAUAAAUAAAUAAUUGAUUAGUUGUAAGUUGUAAUUAUCACUUGAAGCAAUCGGUUUGAUGUCGGCGGGAAGGUGUACGACGCGUUUUCUGUUCUGUAAACGAAUCGUGUAACUAAUUAUGAUUUCUUUCGAAAACCAUGUCCGUGACGAGCGCCGAUACGUGCCCAUCAAGGCGGCUAAGUUUGCAGGUCAAUCGAUCGUCAGUCCCGACUGACGACUUCGUUCCGUUUUGAUGAGCACGUCUCGUCGUAUAGUAUAAACGUUACAUGUCUCCAGAGUGUUGCAUCUUUAUCUAAUCAUUUAUUAAUAAAUUGUCAAGCUCAAAUCGUACUUCUAGAGGAAUGUCAAUUUAUUAUCCACAUUUCUUAUGACACAGUUUUUAUUCGUUUUCCCACACAUAAAAUACAUAUCUUUGAAUUUUAUAUAUUUAUUGUAUAUGUAAAAAAAUAAUAUUAUAUAUGUGGAAAAUACCAUUGAUUUUUCACGUUUUGCCUUUAUGUACUAUACUAUAGCACAAUUGUAACCAAUGUAUACGAACACAAAAUGUAUUUUACAAUGUUAUUGAAAGAUUUUUAGGUAUAUUUUUCGUCUUAAAGAUUAUACCGUUGUAACAGCCUUCUGUGUUACCAAGAGAUUAAUAAAGUACAGAUUAAAAAUAUCGUAUAUCAAAAGUGCCGUGUCUGUGUCAGUUCGUAAGUCUGGAGCAAUUCUAAAAUAAGUGUUAUGUAACAGUGAAACAUGAUGGAAAAAAAAAAAACAAUAUUUUUAGUCUGGAUUUUUUAACAAAUCGUGUGGUAGGUCACGACUGACAAUUUUAGCAGUUUCGUUCUAGAUUUUUCCAGUUCCGUGGUAAAUAAUUUUACUUUAGAAAAAUCUAAAAGUCGUCAACAUAUCUGUAUGUUGCUAUCUACGUUAAAUGUUAUUUCUUUAAGUCAUUAAAAUAUGGAAACUGGCGAGUAUUAAUACUUUAAAUUACCACGGAACAAUCAUCAUGUGAAUGUCGAUCAACUGAUAGAGCCUGUGAACUUUAAUAACAUACGAAUUCCCCAUUUUUUCCCGUAAAGUAAGAAAAGGAAAGCUUUUGUACAAUUUGUGAACGGAUCGAUAUUCCCAUUAUGAGCUUUUGGUAAUAAAUUUUAUAAAUAAAUUAAAAGUAAUGCACCGCAUUACGGCCUUAUGCUAUGUAUACGAGGAGGAAAGCUAUUAAAAUAUGAGAAUUGACCGCGGCUAACGACAAAAAGCGGUUUUUAUAGGCAAAUAAAAUAAUCCAAACAAGCUUUAUUAUAUGGUAGGGUAAAUGACGAAAUAUCUUGUGUUGAUUCAUCAUUAUUGUGACACGCUUGUUUCCUAAUAGAUAGGUAUCUUGCUGUUAACGAAAAAUUGACUUUGAAGCCUCAAAAUUAUUUUGAAACGAACCAUAAAAAUAAGAUAGAUA
This is a messenger RNA of Bombyx mandarina (wild silkworm), 2134 nucleotides long. RefSeq names its product Meis homeobox homothorax (gene hth). Gene Ontology annotation, molecular function: DNA binding. The record is from RefSeq and is a predicted model, not a curated record. Gene Ontology annotation, biological process: regulation of DNA-templated transcription. NCBI's taxonomy places the organism in Eukaryota, Metazoa, Arthropoda, Insecta, Lepidoptera, Bombycidae.